UCCAGCCGUCAUUGUCCUUCUCCCUCAGCAGCUCCUCCCCGCAUGUCUCUGCAACAUACCGCACUACCUCCAAGUGCCCUCCCGCACUCGCCGCAUGAGGGCAUGUCCAGCCGUCAUUGGCCUUCUCCCUCAGCAGCUCCUCCCCGCAUGUCUCUACAGCAUACCGCACUACCUCCAAGUGCCCUCCCGUACUCGCCUCAUGCGCGCACGUCCAGCCGUCAUUGGCCUUCUCCCUCAGCAGCUCCUCCCCGCAUGUCUCUACAGCAUACCGCACUACCUCCAAGUGACCUCCCUCACUCGCCUAGUGCGCGCAUGUCCUGCCGUCAUUGGACUUCUCCCUCAGCAGCUCCUCCCCGCAUGUCUCUACAGCAUACCGCACUACCUCCAAGUGCCCUCCCGCACUCGCAUAGUGUGCGCAUGUCCAGCCGUCAUUGGCCUUCGCUCUCAGCAGCUCCUCCCCGCAUGUCUCUGCAACAUACCGCAGCACCUCCAAGUGCCCUCUCUGACUGCCCA
This is a messenger RNA of Guillardia theta CCMP2712, 513 nucleotides long. RefSeq lists its product as hypothetical. The annotation marks the transcript as partial. The transcript has a single exon. Lineage: Eukaryota; Cryptophyceae; Pyrenomonadales; Geminigeraceae. The record is from RefSeq and is a predicted model, not a curated record.